AUUAAAGUCUCUUUACUAUAAUAUAUUUCAUGUAAGUAAGUGAUUAUAUUUCGUCUCACAGGCAAGGGAUGAAUAUGUGUGUCACCUCUAGUCUUCGUCGCUUCCAUUUGUUGUGGAUUCUGCGUCUAACAGUGUGUUUCGAGUAUGAUGAUGAGAGAAGUGAAACUCAGAAGGAAGACAGCCUCAAAGUAUAUCACAAUCAGCCUCACUUCCUACAUGACCUCACUACUAAUGUAUCCAUCCAGUUGGGUUCCACAGCUCACCUACACUGCCGUAUUAGAGGUCUCAGGGACCAGUCUGUGUCUUGGUACAGACGACGCGGAGAUGAGAUACACCUUAUCACCUUUGGUUUCCACACCUACCAUAAUGACGACAGGUUCACCAUGACUUACGAACACCCACACGACUGGCGACUCCGUAUCCGCUACGUGCAGCACCGGGAUGAAGGCACCUAUCAGUGCCAAGUAUCUACUCAUCCUCCACUUAUUCAUACCAUCCACCUCCACGUAGUAGAGGCAGCAGUGCAGAUCCUGGACGGCCGCGGGAUGGUCUUGCAGGAAAAGUUCUACCGGACGGGUUCCACUAUAGAACUGCAGUGUCGUGUGUCUGGUGUGCCCACCGCCACGGCUCUCCAGAUAGCCUGGUACCACGACAACAACAAACUCAACUACAACACUUCCAGAGGUGGUGUCAGCGUGAAGACGGAGCUGCGAGGGAGCAUCGCUCGUUCCUGGCUACGUGUUGCCAACGCUCAGCGGGAAGAUUCUGGUACUUACUAUUGUAACGUCACACAACUGUCUGCUGCUAGAGCACUCAUACACGUGGUAACAGAGGAGUAUCCGGCAGCCAUUCAGCGAGGAACCAGUGUGAUACCUUGGAGUGGUCUGGCUCUACUGUCUUGCUUUACUUCCAUCCUGGCCCAGUUAUUCCUCAACUCUUAUUCCAGUUGCUACAAGUAUUCUUGUUACCGGUACUAUUGCUCCAGUUGUUACUGUUGUGCGCCACACAGAUAAGCUCUCUGCAUAACCUGUUGAGAUAUAAUAUUUUUAUAUACUCUGCUAACAUAAUUGAAAUUCUGGUAGGUUUUAUCACUAAUAAAACAUAUAAAGCAUAGGACUAGAUGGGAAGAAAACGUUUACUAGAAACAUCAAGAAAUUUCAGCAAUGUUGACAUUCAGGAAGAUACGCCACGAGAAGACUGAAUAAUUGCAAUGGAAACUUGAAAGAGAAAGAACAUGUAGUGUUGGUUGUACAGUAUGUUCAAAGUUGUAGAAUUGUAAUUUUCCUGACAGUAGAAGUAGGUACAAUGUUAUUCAGUGGCCUUGU
This is a messenger RNA of Cherax quadricarinatus, 1325 nucleotides long. RefSeq names its product lachesin-like. The record is from RefSeq and is a predicted model, not a curated record. Lineage: Eukaryota; Metazoa; Arthropoda; Malacostraca; Decapoda; Parastacidae. Gene Ontology annotation, cellular component: neuron projection membrane. Gene Ontology annotation, biological process: synapse organization.